AUGGCUCCAAAACCUCUCACAGGCGGCGUUUAUGCCCCAACAGUGGCUUUCUUCCAGCCCAACGAAGAGAUCGACGUGGCUACUGUUGAGAAACAUGCCGUCUACCUAGCACAAGCCGGAAUUUCUGGCAUUGUCGUUCAAGGAAGCAACGGUGAAGCCGUCCAUCUUGACCGCGAAGAACGAAAACUCGUUACCAGCACCACUCGCAAGGCUCUCGACGCCAGCGGAUUCGACAAGGUGCCCGUGAUUGUCGGCACUGGCGUACAGUCGACGCGUGAGACUAUCUUAUUGUCCAAGGAUGCAGCCGAGGCCGGUGCCGACUACGUGAUCGCUCUGCCACCUUCGUACUACAAGGGACAGGACACUGUGCAAUCGCGACGAACUUUCUUCACGGACGUGGCCGAUGCUUCCCCCCUCCCCGUGCUGAUUUACAACUUCCCCGGUGCUGCCAACGGCGUUGAUCUUACCUCAGACGACAUCAUUGCCCUGGCGCAACACCCCAACAUUGUCGGUGUCAAACUGACGUGCGCCAACACGGGCAAGCUCGCCCGCAUUGCAGAUGCUGUUCCACAGGGCUUCCUCACCCUUGGAGGCUCCUCAGACUUCACCCUUCAGACUCUGGUUGCUGGUGGCCAGGGAGUCAUUGCUGGGCUUGCAAACGUCAUUCCCCGCGCCUGCGUUGAGGUCUACAAGCUGUACACAGCCGGCCAGGUCGCCGAGGCCCAGAAACUGCAGGCAAUCGUCGCCCGGGCUGACUGGGUCACCAUCCAGGGCGGAUUCCCCGCGGUCAAGGCAGCUCUCCAGGGAUUCAAUGGAUACGGUGGGGUGCCUCGCCGGCCCACCCCCGCGGCCGAUGUUGCAGCCACCACGGCAGCAUUUAAGGAGGGCUGGGCAUUGGAGACGUCGUUAACAAAGAAGUAA
Talaromyces rugulosus is the source of this 921-nucleotide messenger RNA. RefSeq lists its product as uncharacterized. The coding region runs from base 1 to 921 and encodes 306 amino acids. The record is from RefSeq and is a predicted model, not a curated record. Lineage: Eukaryota; Fungi; Ascomycota; Eurotiomycetes; Eurotiales; Trichocomaceae. Gene Ontology annotation, molecular function: 4-hydroxy-tetrahydrodipicolinate synthase activity. The transcript has a single exon.